Halichondria panicea is the source of this 789-nucleotide messenger RNA. RefSeq lists its product as uncharacterized. NCBI's taxonomy places the organism in Eukaryota, Metazoa, Porifera, Demospongiae, Suberitida, Halichondriidae. The transcript has 4 exons. The record is from RefSeq and is a predicted model, not a curated record. Bases 110 to 646 code for a protein of 178 amino acids. Gene Ontology annotation, cellular component: membrane.
GGGAAAGAUCGUCAGUAGAACUAUUAAAGUGCUGGCAAAACUCAACAAACAAACAAACUCCAAGAUCUCUGGUUUUAAAAAUACUUGUACCUGCUUGUACUGGUCUAAGAUGGCUCAACAAACAAGUGGAGCUUCAUUCAAAUACCAUGAGUUGGAUGAGCAAGAUGAAACCAUGGCUCAACAACCACUCCCCACUGGACAGGUGGUCCCCGACACUGUCUAUCAAAUGCCCUACCAAAUCCCUCAAAUGUAUCAGCAGGUUGAGGCUGAAGUGGGCAAGCCCACUUACCCUGGACUGAGUGAUUACCUCCUCCUCAGUCUGGUUACCAUGAUCAUGUGUGGGGCACUCAACAUCACCUCUCUGUUGAUUGGCAUUCCAGGACUUGUGUUUUCAGGCUUGAGCAACCACCAUUGUAGAGUUAACAAGAACUACCACAAAGCCAAGAGGUACUCCAACUACGCCCUGGGGCUAGCCAUAGCCAACAUCAUGUACACUUUCCUGUUGUGCAUCAUUCUGAUCGGAGUUGGCAUAGGAGUAAGCAAAAUUACUCUCCAUGGCUACGGUUGCAACUUUUGCCGCUACUUACCCAAGAGCAUGGAAACUGAACACUUAAAGGAACGUAAUUAUGCCUUGCAUGCAUGCUGACUGACACAAAUAUACUCAUAUAUAUAGCUGUAUAAUCAUCCAAUGUUGUUUAUAGUACGUUGUGUAUUCAUUAACGCUGUAAGUUCGAUGUCAAUGUAUUCUCAUGAGUCACUGUGUAUAAUUAUUUUUAUUAUUACGACGAG